GGCAUUCAGGCAGAAGGAACGCUUCGAGGUGCUGGCCAUGUCUUCCCCUCGUGGCCGGGUGCACGUGGUGCCGCCUCUGCUGUCCGUGGUGGCGGUGUUCAUGGCGGCGGCGGUGAUGGUAGCGACGGCUCAGAUGUUCCGACCGGGCAUCAUGCAGCAAAACGACGACGAACACAUCAUCUCUCGACGCAGCCAGGAGUGCAGCGACAAGCAGACGGCCGACCUGUACCUGCUGGUGGACGGCUCCAGCAGCGUGGGGCCCGGCAACUUUCAUCUGGUGCUCAAGUUCCUCGCCAAGCUGGUGGACAAGCUGGACAUCGGCAAAGACAAGGUUCGCGUGGGCAUGGUGCAGUACAGCGGGGACAUGAGGAGCCCCAAGAUCAAGAAGGAGUUCGACAUGGGGCAGUACGCGGACAAGGAGAAGCUCAAGGCCGCCAUCCUGGGCACCAAAUACAUGCGCGGAUUCACGUUCACCGGAGCGGCGCUACGGCACACUCUGCAGCUCUUCAAGAGCCAGGGACGCCCCGGAGUCGGCAAGAUCUUGGUGCUGGUGACGGACGGCGAGGCCAACGACAAGGUGAAGGACCCCUCGGACGAGGUGAAGUCGAGCGGCAUCGUCCUCUUCUCCGUGGGCGUGGGCAAGGCGGACCGCAAAGAGCUGGCCCUCAUGGCGUCUCCGCCCGUCGACAAGCACAUGUUCCACGCCACCGACUUCGCCGGCCUCGACUCCAUCAUCACGGCGCUUACCUCCACCGUCUGCACCGUCGUGCAGGAGGCCAAGGUGGCGGUGCCGGUGACUGCGGCGACCCAGGCCGUCGCCUUGCCGAGUAAAGAGGUGUGCAGCAGCAAGCAGACAGCCGACCUGUACCUGCUGGUGGACGGCUCCAGCAGCGUGGGGCCCGGCAACUUUCAUCUGGUGCUCAAGUUCCUCGCCAAGCUGGUGGACAAGCUGGACAUCGGCAAGGACACGGUCCGCGUGGGCAUGGUGCAGUACAGCGGGGACAUGAGGAGCCCCAAGAUCAAGAAGGAGUUCGACAUGGGGCAGUACGCGGACAAGGAGAAGCUCAAGGCCGCCAUCCAGGACACCAAAUACAUGCGCGGAUUCACGUUCACCGGAGCGGCGCUACGGCACACUCUGCAGCUCUUCAAGAGCCAGGGACGCCCCGGUGUCGGCAAGAUCUUGGUGCUGGUGACGGACGGCGAGGCCAACGACAAGGUGAAGGACCCCUCGGACGAGGUGAAGUCGAGCGGCAUCGUCCUCUUCUCCGUGGGCGUGGGCAAGGCGGACCGCAAAGAGCUGGCCCUCAUGGCGUCUCCGCCCGUCGACAAGCACAUGUUCCACGCCACCGACUUCGCCGGCCUCGACUCCAUCAUCACGGCGCUCACCUCCACCGUCUGCACCGUCGUGCAGGAGGCCCAGACCCCGGCGCCGACGCCACCGCCCGGUCCAUUCGCCAAGCUGGACGUGAUCUUCGCCAUCGACGGCUCGGCCGGCGUCGCGGCCGCCGACUUCACGCUCAUGAAGGGCUUCGUCGCGCAGAUCGUGCAGGGCCUCAGCGUCGGGGCGGCGCAGGUCCGCGUGGGGCUGGUGCAGCUGAGCGGCAAGCAAGGGUCCGAGUUCAAGCUGGGGCAGUUCUCCAGCCGGCAGGAGGUGGUCGCCGCCGUGGGGAAGGUCUCCGCGCACGGCGGCGGCAGGGCCAUCGGCGCCACCGUGCAGUUCGCGCUCGCCACCGCCUUCUCGCAGGCAGAGGGCGGCAGGGCCGGGGAGGGAGUGCCGCAGGUGCUGGUCAUCAUCACGGGCGGCGCCUCGUCUGACGCCGUGGCCCACUACCGUGGCCUGUUGCGAGCCCAUGGGGUGCGCUCCUUCGUCAUCGGCAUCGGCGCCUUCCAGCUGCUGGACCUGCAGCGCCUGCCCAGUGACCCCAUCGGCCUGCACCUCUACGCCGUGGGCGGCUACGCGCAGCUGUUGGGCAUCGCCGGCCAGGUCACCUCCGUCAUCGUAAGGCCAGCGAUAUCCCUGGACUUGGUGUUCAUGGUGGACGGCUCUCUGGGCGCUGCGUGGGGGGCUGUCAGGGCCUUCGUGUCCCACCUGCUCCUCUACGUGCAGGGCGGCGGGGGUGUCCUGCGCGUCGCGUUUGUCCAGUUCGCUGGCGAUGUCACCGUCGAGCUCUACCUGGACCAGGGCACGGAGGUGGCUGCGGUGCUCGCCAAGCUGCAGUCCGUGCAGCAGCUGUCGGGCGCCGGUGGACGCAACCUGGGCAAGGCGGUGAGCUUCGUGGGCGGCACGGUGCUGUCGGCAGCCAAGGGCGGGCGCGGUGCUGCCGGCGUGAACCAGGUGGUGGUGCUGUUCGUGGCGGGCCCCUCCACAGACGAGCCGUCCCAGGCGCUGUACGCGCUCAAGGCGUCCGGCGUGCGGGUCCUGGCGCUGGACCUUGGCGGGCUGGCACUGGCUCAGCUGGGCGGCCUCGUUAGCACGCCCUUCAACCUGCACUACUACAAGCUGUCGGGCGGAGCGCAGGUGCUGCCGCUCGCACUGGGCAGGAUCCUCCACACCUCGCUCUAUGCAGGUGUGACGCGCGGCGCCCAGUACGCCGACAUCGUCUUCUACCUGGACAGCUCGGCCACGCUGGGCGAGGCCGGCUUCGUGUCCCUCAAGGCGUUCCUCGUGCAGGUGCUCUCCUACCUGCAGGUGGGGCGCUACACGGUGCGCGUGGCGGUCGUGCAGGUGGGCGGCGCGCCCGUCGCGGCCUUCCAGUUCAACUCGCACUCCGAGAGGAGCGCCCUCGUCGCCGCCGUCUCGCAGCUCAAGGCGGUGGGCGGGGCCAGGAACGUGGGCGCGGCGCUCUCCUUGGGCUACGCGACCUACGUCUCGCAGGCAUCCGACGCCGGCCUGCAGCCUGCCCAGGUGGGGAUCCUGCUGACGGGCGGCGCGUCGGCCGACAACGCGGCCAAGGCCGCGGCACAGCUCCAGGCGAGCGGCGUGCGCCUCUUCGUGGUGGGCGUGGGAUCCGGCGUGGACCAGGCCCUGAUCCAGGGCGUGGCGUCGUUCCCGUACGCUCUGCACUCCUUCACGGUGUCGGACUACACGGGGCUCAGCACCGUCGUCGUUACCAGCCUCGUCAAGUACAUCUUCCGGCCCGUGGUCUCCGGCGACCUCGUGUUCCUGAUCGAUGGAUCGACAAGUGUGGAGCAGCAGACGUUCCACUUGAUCAAGAAGUUUGUGGAACGGAUCAUCACAAAUUACUACUACAUAGGGGGCUCUCUGCGGGUGGCCGUCUACCAGUUCGGCGGCGCGGGCCGCCUCGAGGUACCCUUGGGCAAUCAGAAUGACGCCGACAGCCUCACGCACACCAUCAGCAACAUCGAGAAGGUCUCGGGGCCACGGAACCUGGGUGCGUCGCUCACCUACGUCCUUAGCAACAUCUACAAGGAAACCACCACCACCAAGCUCUCCCAGAGCAUCUUCAUCAUUUCCGGGGGGAAGUCGGACGACGACGUGACGGGGGCGGUGCAACUGCUGCGAGAGCGUGGGAUCACGGUGACGGGUGUGGGCCACACGUCGUCCCAGCUCGACGCCGUCGUCAGCACCUCGUCUCACUGGUUCAAGUUCACGGAAUCCAGCACCAUCCUCAAAAGCUUUUACAAUGUCAUCAGCGGUCUCUUCUUCACGGUGCCCGUCGUGCCGAUACCCAAGACCACGCAGGCUCCCACGACCGCUACCACAACCACAACCAAAACAGCACCAACGACUACUACGCUAGCACCGACCACUCCAAAACCCACAACGAAGCCUGCUCCCGUCACCACGGUCGUUCCGGUGACUGUUCCGUCACCAUAUAACAGCGACAAUCGCUACGGUGACGUGGUGUUCGUGGUGGACGGAUCUUCCGGCAUCUCAGCGGCCGACUUCGGGACCGUGCGGACGAUCGUCUCCCAGAUAAUUACGGGGCUGCAAGUGGGGCCGGACAACACGCGUGUUGCGCUCGUGACCAUUGGGGGCACUCCCAAAGUGGACAUCUUCCUCAACUCGUUAUCCGGAAAGGCCGAGCUGCUGACGGCCGUAGAAAAGUUGGUGCCGGUCGGAGGGCCGCUCAACCUGGGUGCAGCUCUGCAGGUGGUGGUCAACAGCGUCCUCAAGCCUGAGAAGGGCUCCCGCAUUCACCUUGGAGCUCCCACGAUGCUGGUGACGAUCCUUGGCGGCAAACCAGCCGACGAUGUUUCGGGGUCGGUGGUGACACUGAACGGGCUGGGGGUGCGUCACGUGGUGCUGUCGGGCGGGUACCAGGACACAAAGGUGCUGAACAGCAUCGCCACCUCCUCGCGCCUUGUCAAGACCUGGUCCUCAUUCCAGUCCAUCCUCAACUUCAACCUGGGCCAUUUCGUCUACAAGACAAAGGAAAAGGCGAGUGUGGUGUUUGUGGUGGACACAUCGACCAUCACAGCCGAUGAGCUCAAGGUGGUGAAGACAUUCAUCGUGGGUAUAGCCCAUCAUCUGAACCUGGCACCCGACAGCGUGCGUCUGUCCGUCGUGAGCUACGGAGCCAACUACCAGAAGCUGGUGGGUCCGGCAGAGAUCAACUCGCCCAAGGACCUGGAGGCCAAGCUGGGCAGUGUCCUCGUGCCCACGGGCGGAGCCACAAACACCGGCAAGGCCCUCACCUACACCAUCACUGACCUGCUGGCCAAGGAGCCUGCAGAUGUUAGCAAGAGCGUGGUGCUGAUAACGAGCGGACCUUCGAGUGACUCCGUGGCCCCCAUCCCGGAGCUGCUGCAGAAGCACGUGGUGAGCCUGUUUGCAGUGGGCGUGAAGUCCAGCGACGUCAAGCAGCUCCAGACGCUCGUCUCCCGCGGAGGAUACUACUACCAGCUCUCGGACUACUCGCUGCUCUCAAUGAUCCAUAGCCAGAUCAUCAUCAAGGCCCUCUACCUGCCUGCCAUUCAACAGGCCGUCACAACUACGGUGGUGACAAACGAGUUCCAGUACAAGUUGGUACCAGGCAACCGUGAUGCGGACGUCGUGUUCGUGGUGGAUGGCUCAUCCGAGGUGUCGGACGCCAACUUCGCACUAGUGCGGACGAUCGUCUCCCAGAUAAUUGCGGGGCUGGACGUGGGGCCGGACUCAACUCGCGUCGCACUGGUGACCGUGGGGGGCACGCCCAGAGCGGAUAUCUCAUUCAACUCGUUCCCUGGAAAGGCCGAGCUCCUGGCCGCAGUGGGAAAACUGGCGCCGGCUGGGGGACCGCGCAAUCUGGGAGCGGCUCUGCAGCUGGUGGCCAACAGCGUCCUCAAGCCUGACAAGGGCUCGCGCAGUCAAUUGGGCUCUACCACGAUCGUUUACACAAUUCUGGGUGGCAAGCCCGCUGACGAUGUGACCGCGGGAGCAUCCCUGCUGCGUGGUAUGGGCGUGCUCGUGUCCGCGUUCGGAGCCGGCUACCAGGACUCCAGUGUGCUGUCCAGCAUCGCCACCUCCAGCUCACAGGUGUUCACCUGGUCCAGCUUCCAAGACCUGGUCACCAAGAGCAGCUCCCUCACGGGGAACAGCCUCUACCUGCCGAAGAGGAAAGCAAGUGUGACGUUUGUGGUGGACACAUCGAGCACCAUCACGGCCGAUGAGCUCAAGGUGGUGAAGACAUUCAUCGUGGGCAUGGCCAAUCGCCUGAACCUGGCACCCGACAGCGUGCGUCUGUCCGUCGUGAGCUACGGAGCCGACUACCAGAAGCUGGUGGGUCCAGCAGAGAUCAACUCGCCCAAGGACCUGGAGGCCAAGCUGGGCAGUGUCCUCGUGCCCACAGGUGGCGCCACAAACACUGGCAAGGCCCUCACCUACACCAUCACCGACCUGCUGGCUAAGGAGCCUGAAGAUGCCACCAAGAGCGUGGUGCUGAUAACGAGUGGGCCUUCCAGCGACUCCGUUGCCCCCAUCGCGGAGCUGCUGCAGAAGCACGUGGUGAGCCUGUUUGCGGUGGGCGUGAAGUCCAGCAACGUCCAGCAGCUCCAGACGCUCGUGUCCCGUGGAGGAUACUACUACCAGCUCUCAGACUACUCGCUGCUCUUCCGCCUGCAAGGCCAGAUGGUCAACAAGGUCCUCUACCUGCCUGCAAUCCAAAAGGCCACGACCACUAUUGUGGUGGCAACCGAGUCCCAGUACAAGGUGGUGCCAGGCAACCGUGACGCGGACGUGGUGUUCGUGGUGGACGGCUCAUCCGAAGUGUCGGACGCCAACUUCGCGCUAGUGCGGACGAUCGUCUCCCAGAUAAUUGCGGGGCUGGACGUGGGGCCGGACGCGACUCGCGUGGCACUGGUGACCGUGGGGGGCACACCCAGAGCGGAUAUCUCAUUCCACUCGUUCCCUGGAAAGGCCGAGCUCCUGGCCGCGGUGGGAAAACUGGCGCCGGCUGGGGGACCGCGCAAUCUGGGAGCGGCUCUGCAGCUGGUGGCCAACAGUGUCCUCAAGCCUGACAAGGGCUCGCGCAGUCAACUGGGCUCUACCACGAUCGUUUACACAAUUCUGGGUGGCAAGCCCGCUGACGAUGUGACCGCGGGAGCAUCCCUGCUGCGUGGUAUGGGCGUGCUCGUGUCCGCGUUCGGAGCCGGCUACCAGGACUCCAGUGUGCUGUCCAGCAUCGCCACCUCCAGCUCACAGGUGUUCACCUGGUCCAGCUUCCAGGACCUGGUCACCAAGAGCAGCUCCCUCACUGGGAACAGCCUCUACCUGCCGAAGAGGAAAGCAAGUGUGACGUUUGUGGUGGACACAUCGAGCACCAUCAAGGCCGAUGAGCUCAAGGUGGUGAAGAAAUUCAUCGUGGGCAUGGCCAAUCGCCUGAACCUGGCACCCGACAGCGUGCGUCUGUCCGUCGUGAGCUACGGAGCCGACUACCAGAAGCUGGUGGGUCCAGCAGAGAUCAACUCGCCCAAGGACCUGGAGGCCAAGCUGGGCAGUGUCCUCGUGCCCACGGGUGGCGCCACAAACACUGGCAAGGCCCUCACCUACGCCAUCACCGACCUGCUGGCCAAGGAGCCUGAAGAUGCCACCAAGAGCGUGGUGUUGAUAACGAGCGGGCCUUCCAGCGACUCCGUUGCCCCCAUCGCGGAGCUGCUGCAGAAGCACGUGGUGAGCCUGUUUGCGGUGGGCGUGAAGUCCAGCGACGUCCAGCAGCUCCAGACGCUCGUGUCCCGUGGAGGAUACUACUACCAGCUCUCAGACUACUCGCUGCUCUUCCGCCUGCAAGGCCAGAUGGUCAACAAGGCCCUCUACCUGCCUGCAAUCGUCAAGGCUGAGAAUAUGCAGGUGGUCAUAGACACGACCAAGCUGAUGGCGGACAAAACACGGAUCAUCGGAGGUGGAUCCAAGGGACUUAAAGCCAUCACCUGCACCACCGCGGCCAAGGAAUUCCUGACGGACAGCGCCGCAGUGGUUUUCUGUCCUCCGGGGUGCCAAUCUGUCAAGGGCUACAAGGUCAAGGGCAGCUACAUCUACUCAUUGGACUCGAUGGUGUGCGUUGCUGCCGCGCACGCCGGCGUGGUCAUCCCGGAGGUGGGCGGUGUGGUGACGGUGGUGAAGAAGCCGGGGGUCCUCUCCUUCGACGGCUCCGUGAUCAACAGCAUUUCGUCGCAUGCCGCACCCGGGGAGCCCCUCUCCUUCGUCUUCAAGGGCUGCCCCUGCGCUUAGACGUUUGGGGUCGGCCGCUCGCCACCCCCCCCCUCCCCCACCGCCCCCUUCUCGCUUGGCCGGACGUCUCAGUCUGCCUUCAAACCGGCUCACGCGCGAGACGACCAUUGUCGGCAAUGGCAACUGAGCCACGGAUUCCCAGAUUUCGCGCGAGUCGCUCGGUCAUCGCUUAGACGUCGCAUCUUAAAGGGGAAAACCUUACGUUUGCGUUAAAGUGUUUUGACGCGUGUACCUGCUGUGCUCGUAUGCGACCAGGCCUGGUGAUUCAGUGUCACGGAUGACGGCCGUCCGCUACGUGUCGUCAGUCGCUCUGCAAGUGAACCACCGUUCUGGCGAUGUUCAGAAGCGACCCCGUGGCUCACCGCUCAUUGCUCACGCUGAUUGUCUAUGGGCCAGGCUUUAGGUCCAACCGUCCGGGCCACCUCUAGAGAUCUGUACACGUUUGGAUUGUAGUGUCAAUAUUGCUUUGUAACAGGUGUGGUCACAGCCAAGCACGGUCCAGACAUGACCUCUCCCCACUGACCUCUUCUGUUACCACAUAACCGAGCCGAGCGCGGGGUUAAGCCAAAACGUGAUAAACGGAAGGUUCUGUAACAGAGCAAUGAUGCAGUGAUGCAAUUCCAACCGUUAGUACAGACCCAGAAUUGCCUUGACCAAGACAAUCGUGGCACAAGUGGAUAUUUGACCCCUGCUCGGCAUGAGGACUCCACAGUCGCAUGCGUGUGAGAGUCACCAGCGUGACCGGGACGUGCGCCGGUGUCGUUUGCUACAGCCCCAAAUGUGACUCGCCUUUUAAAUAAAAGAAUUCAGAAAAUA
Petromyzon marinus (sea lamprey) is the source of this 8485-nucleotide messenger RNA. RefSeq names its product collagen alpha-3(VI) chain-like. NCBI's taxonomy places the organism in Eukaryota, Metazoa, Chordata, Hyperoartia, Petromyzontiformes, Petromyzontidae. The record is from RefSeq and is a predicted model, not a curated record.